Molecule: messenger RNA, 2620 nt
Organism: Ciona intestinalis (vase tunicate)
Lineage: Eukaryota; Metazoa; Chordata; Ascidiacea; Phlebobranchia; Cionidae
Source: RefSeq, a predicted model, not a curated record
GAGAAUUUAUUCGCUUUACUUUAUAUGUGUUUUGUACGAGUCAGAAGUAGAAUAGGACCAAAAGCUUGUAGUUAAAUGGUAAACUAUAUAAAAGCACCAUGCAACAACAACAACAACAACAACAGCAGCAAGUAAACACUAACAAACGUAGAAGAAAACGAAAAUCAUGUUUAAGUUGUUUUUGUUGCUUUUCCUCUGGUAGCAUAGCAGCGAACGUCGAAGGCCUGCAGCUGAAAACGGUGGACUGCGACUGGAUGUCAUCAGAAAAUGCCUCCGACCACCACACCACCGAAUACUCUGCGAAAUAUCUGAUUUUACGCCGUGCCCAGACCUUCACGAUGAAAAUGAAAUUCCAGAGAAAAUUCCACAAAACAGCAGAUCGGGUAGUACUGGAACUCAGCUUAGGUACGGGUUCACAGUUGAUGAACGAAACUAAAGUUCGCUGUCCACUGGUUGCUACACUUGACCCAACAAAGUGGGGAAUGGUUAUAACUCACGAAGAAGAUGAAACGUUCUUGGUUACGUUUACAGUGAACAUUCCACCUAAAGCGUUGGUCGGCAAAUACAAGUCAGUGGUUGAAUUCACCAGCCAACUAGAAAGUGGGGAAUCGGUUACAACACGUGACAAUGAACCGGAGUUGGCAAUUCUUUUCAAUCCUUGGUCGAAAUUGGACUCAGUGUACAUGGAAAACGAGGCUGAACGUGAAGAAUAUUGUUUGAAUGAUCUUGGGAUAGUAUACAGAGGUUCAAAGGUUCGAAUCAGUGGAAAAAAGUGGAAUUUUGGCCAGUUUGAGGAAAAUAUUUUGGAAUGUUCAUUGCUUCUACUUGAUAAAGACAAGCGAGCAAAAGAGAAACCGAACAAGUGGAUUCAAAAGCGGGGCGACCCAGUUUGGAUUUCUAGAGCUGUAUCAGCAAUGGUAAACGCUCAAGACGAUGACGGUGUCUUGGUCGGGAAUUGGUCCGGCGACUAUUCGGGCGGAGUAUCCCCUACCAAAUGGAACGGAAGUGUGGAGAUAUUACAGCAGUACUACAACACGGGGAAGCCCGUAUCGUAUGGACAGUGUUGGGUUUUCUCUGGUCUUGUUACAACAGUACUACGGAGCUUAGGAAUACCAACAAGAAGCGUCACGAACUUUGCCUCAGCACACGACACAGAGGGCAGUAUGACGAUUGAUAAUUACGUUGACGAGAGCGGAGAAGAAAUUAAUCUCGGUGGAGACAGUGUCUGGAACUUUCAUGUUUGGAACGAAUGUUGGAUGAAACGAGGCGAUCUUCCAACUGGUUACGACGGUUGGCAAGCAGUGGAUGCAACUCCACAAGAAAUAAGUCUUGGACUUUAUCAAACUGGACCGGCCCCUCUCACUGCUAUUAAAAACGGGGAAGUAUACUUGGGUUUUGAAACAGCUUUUGUGUUCGCUGAGGUAAAUUCAGAUCGCACAAAUUGGAUAGUAAAGCAAGAUGAAGGAGGAGAAUAUGUAAUUGAAACCCUUGGAUCGAGGUUUCCAAAAUCUGUUGGUAAAUACAUCAGCACAAAGUCUGUGGGUACCGACGAUAGACUGGAUGUAACGAACUUGUACAAAUACACUGAAGAUAGUGCCGAAGAAAGAGAGGCUUUUAAAAAAGCGUAUGCAUUCGGAACUUUACCAGAAUACCAGGCUGGAUUCCUCUCGGUAGAAGAAGAAGGAAAAGGGGUUAGCAUUGAUUUCUCUACUGCACCUAACAUACGAAAUGGGGAUGGUUUUGCUAUCGUGAUCACAGCACAGAACGAUUCUGCUGAAAAAGUGACAGUCGAUAUUUCUGCUGUUCUGCACUCAACAUUAUACACUGGUGAAAAGAGAAGGUUCAUCAAAAGACAGCGAUUUUCUGCUAUUCCUGUUGAUACAAAUUCAACUGUCUCCCGUGACUUCAAUGUAAUGUUUAGUGACUACAACGGCAAACUUGUCGAUCUCAAUUCUUUACGACUCUCAGCUGUUGUCAAAGUGAAAGAGACUGGCAAGAUGUUUGCUGAUAGCUAUGAGUUUCGACUUGACAACAAGGAAGCAAUAGAUAUACAGGUAGAAAACACGCUACAAAUCAAUAAAGAAUAUCAGGUUUUAGUGAACUUCUCGAAUCCACUGCCAACAAGACUCACAAACGUUGUUGUUACUUUAGAAGGGCCUGGACUGAGCGAACCUCUUACACGGAAACUAAAUCGUAAUGUUGUAGCUGGAGGUACAGCUCAAUUCUCUUUUCCCAUUCAACCAAAAAAAGUCGGAAAAAAAUCAAUUCUGGUUGACGUUGAUGCAAAACAAGUAAAGGAUUUGAAAAACUUCAUUGACGUAGAAGUUGUAAGUUCUUGAAGCAGGAGCAGGCACCAAAGGCCGCAUUUUUAUCAAGCAAGACCUGUACCACUUUACAGACACUGAUCUGCCAAAACAAACGACAACGCUAGACUGUUGGAUUAUAACGUUGUAAUUUUUUGAAGCGGUAUUUAUUUACGACUUUUGCAUAACGUAAUGCAUUUUAUAUUCAAAUGCUACUUAUAUUUUUAACAUUGUUCAUUUAAAUUUUGUUCACAUUACUAAUAGUUUCAUGUUUAUUCAAUCGCCAGUAAUUUGUAAAUAAAAUAAAAAGAACUUUG